AUGAACACAACACCAACAAAGGAAGAUUUUGAGGGUGCAGCAAAUUUUCUAACUAAAAUUUCCAUGUUUCAUAAAACAAAACAAGCAUAUGAAAGUGAUUUACAUAAUAUGGGUGAUGAUUCUAUGUUAUUACGUUUUGGUAAAAUAUUUGGAGAAAAUGCAUUACCAACAACAACAUGUUCAAAUAAGCAAUUCAUAUAUCUUAUUCAUUUAUUUUUUAAAUCUAUUUCACAACUUAUUACAAUGAUACAAACAACACCUGAUAAUAAUGAUGAAAUUCUAUCAAUCAUAAAUACUGUUAUUGGAAAACUUUUUUCAACAAAAGAAAAUUCAUCAAUUAUUAAACUAAAUAAUGAUGAUAUUUUUUCACCAAAAUUAAAUAUUGAUCAAUGGAUAUGGUUAUUAGAAAAAUGGCGUGAUGCUUUACGAACAUUUUCUAUUAUACUUACAGAAGUUGGAGCAUUCGCUCGUUUAUUACGUACAGCAUUUGGUGUUAGUAUUGCACGUUUAUUUAAUUUUGCUGAAAGAAUUGUUUGUAAUAAUCAAAUAUUAGAUUCAGUUGUUAUGAAUGAACAAUUGUUUCAUGCACUUCAAAUGGGUUUUUAUUUUGGAGUUGCAUAUGCUAUUGUCGAUUGUGCACUAGAUGAAAUUAAUAAUUUAGAUGAAAUUUCUUCACAACAAUUAGCUAUCUUGAAAAUAGAAAAAAAUGAAAAUGAAACAUUAUUAACACCAGUUGAAAUACUAGAUAAAUGGCUUUUGAUUAUAGAAGAAUUAUUAACUGGAGGAGAAUUUAAUCGAAAAGAAAUACCAAAAAUACCAUUGACAUCAUUAUUAUUAGAAACCAUUGAUAGUCUUAUUACAUUAACAAAAAGUAUUAAUGUAACGCGUGCAGUUUUUAAAGACUUGGCUCUUUUAUUAAGAUCACAACGAAUGGAUAAAAGAACAAUGGAAAAUUUUGAUACUGAUGAAGAACUUUACUUAGGUAACAUUUUGUUUCUAAUAAGGCAUUAA
Rotaria sp. Silwood2 is the source of this 1011-nucleotide messenger RNA. NCBI's taxonomy places the organism in Eukaryota, Metazoa, Rotifera, Eurotatoria, Philodinida, Philodinidae. The record is from the annotation of a GenBank genome assembly.